Messenger RNA from Ipomoea nil (Japanese morning glory), 753 nucleotides. RefSeq lists its product as uncharacterized. The transcript has 2 exons. NCBI's taxonomy places the organism in Eukaryota, Viridiplantae, Streptophyta, Magnoliopsida, Solanales, Convolvulaceae. The coding region runs from base 1 to 753 and encodes 250 amino acids. The record is from RefSeq and is a predicted model, not a curated record.
AUGUCGUCAAUGACAAACAUGCCCUCCUCUGACCUCGCCAAGCUCGAGCCUCUCACCGGCCUGAACUAUCGCCAGUGGGCGAUCAAGAUGAUGAUCCACUUCGAGUCCUUCGAACUUGAUUACAUCCUCGCUCUUGAUGAUGUGCCUGAGGCGUCUCAGACCAAGUCUCCAGCUUCGACGCAAACUGAGAAACAACUGACUGUCGUAGACGGCACCUCGGAUCCAAAGACACAUGAUCCCAACUACAUUUAUGCGAAGUACAAAUCUGCGAAAGACAUAUGGGACAUGCUCAAGAAGAAGUAUGGAGCAGACGACGUGGGCCGAAGAAAGUAUAUGGUCGGGCGUCUGCUCAAUUUCAAGUUGGCGGACUCCAAGCCUGUCAUUGAACAAGUACACGAGUACGAGAAUCUUGUGUCCGACAAGGAGGCUGAAGGCAUCCCGGUAAGUAACAUGCUUCAAACUUAUGCUUUACUGGAGAAAUUACCUGAGUCUUGGAGUGAGUUCCAAAAUAAGAUAAAGCAUGAGUCAAAGGACUACACCUGGGAGGAAAUGGUUAACCAUCUGAACAUCGAAGAGGCGUAUCGCCUCAGGCAAAGGUCUGUUUCUCAAACUGAAAAUUUAAAUGCUAACAUAGUAGAGUCCAGUGAUAAGAAAGGUGACAGGUCAAAGCUUUCAAAGUCUAGAGGGAAAAAGAACUGGAAGAAAGGAGUCAAGGUGAACAAUGGCAACAAAUUCAAGAGCCAAGGGAAAUGA